CAAAGACCUUGGCUUUCUCUCCGUGUCCCUUUCCUCUGGCAGGAAAUAGAGGAAGGGCUAACUGGCUUUGGGAACCAGGCACACCUAGUUGUGCCAUCUUCAUACAAAGCCCACCAAGCACCAUCCUAUAAAGUCACACGCCUGAAGAUGAACAGUCAAAAGAAAAGAAAAGAUAUGGAACCUGCUUGUACUUGGAGUUUAUUGUCUGAACAGAAAGCUACUUCAAAUUCUCAGGCUUCAUUGUCAUGGAAGGAGCUCAUAGAUAUAGAUGGACCAAUCCUGGACGUUAUUCUUGUGUAUCCAGAGAAGCUUCUUUUCAUACUUGAUGGAUUUCCUGAGCUCCAGCAUCCUGAAGAAGAAUAUGCAGAAAAGAUAAUUGGUGAUUUACAAUCAAUUAUAUUGCUUCAACCUUCCUACACAAAAAUGGACAUUCUGGCUAUGUCAUUCUGUGUAAAAAGCAGUCACAGUCAUCUGUCAGUGUCUCUGAAGUGUCAGCACCUAAUUGGAUUUGAGGAGGAAGAGCAAGCCUCUGCAUUCAUGACACCAGUCUUUACACUUAAUCAGUCCUUCAAGCUACACAAUUUGCCAGUGUCUCGGCUACACUUGCUCUGCCAAGCACUACGUAAUCCAUGCUGUAAAAUCAAAGACCUGAAACUGAUUUUCUGCCACCUCACAGCUUCUUGUGGUAGGGACCUCUCUUUAGUAUUUCAAACUAACCAGUAUUUGACAGAUUUGGAAUUUGUAAAAAAUACCCUGGAAGAUUCAGGAAUGAGGCUUCUGUGUGAAGGAUUAAAGCAGCCAAACUGUGUCUUACAGACAUUGAGGUUGUACCGAUGCCUUAUAUCUCCUGCUUCUUGUGGGGCACUAGCAGCUGUUCUCAGCACCAGUCAGUGGCUCACUGAUCUGGAAUUUAGGGAAACAAAAUUGGAAGCUUCAGCUCUGAAAUUGCUCUGUGAAGGCUUAAAAGAUCCAAAUUGCAAAUUACAGAAGCUCAAGUUGUGUGCUAGCUUUCUCCCUGAAAGCUCAGAGGUUGUUUGCAACUAUCUUGCCUCUGUUCUCAUUUGCAAUCCAAACCUCACUGAGCUUGACCUGAGUGAAAAUCCCCUGGGGGAUACAGGGGUGAAGUAUCUUUGUGAAGGUCUCAGACAUUCCAACUGUAAAGUGGAGAAACUAGACUUGAGCACAUGUUACCUAACAGAUGCUAGCUGUAUGGAGCUCUCUUCUUUCUUGCAAGUGAGUCAGACUCUAAAAGAGUUGUUUGUGUUCGCCAAUACCCUAGGGGACAUAGGAGUACAGCAUCUCUGUGAAGGUCUGCAGCAUGCACAGGGUAUAAUCGAGAGUCUUGUGCUUUCCCAGUGUUCCCUUUCUGCGGCUUGUUGUGAGUCCCUCGCCCAAGUCCUGAGCUCCACCCGGAGCCUGACAAGGCUGCUUCUAAUUAAUAACAAAAUUGAAGAUUUGGGACUGAAAUGGCUGUGCGAAGGAUUAAAACAGCCUGAUUGUCAGUUAAAGGAUCUGGCACUGUGGACCUGCCACCUGACUGGAGAGUGUUGUCAGGAUUUGUGCAAUGCACUCUACACCAAUGAGUACCUGAGAGACCUUGACCUCAGUGAUAAUGCCUUAGGGGAUGAGGGUAUGCAGGUGCUGUGCGAAGGGCUGAAACACCCCUCCUAUAAACUACAGACCUUGUGGUUAGCAGAAUGUCAUCUCACAGAUGCAUGCUGUGGAGCCCUUGCCUCUGUCCUCAACAGAAAUGAGAACCUGACACUGCUAGACCUAAGUGGAAAUGACCUCAAGGAUUUUGGAGUGCAAAUGCUGUGUGAUGCACUGAUUCAGCCAAUAUGUAAACUACAGACAUUCUACAUUGACUCGGAUCAUUUACAUGAAGAAACGUUCAGAAAGAUGGAAGCUUUAAAAAUGAGCAAGCCUGGAAUCACCUGGUAGUUUCCAAGGAAAGCCCCUGAAUCAGCUGCAUAUAGAUCCCUCGAUCUGCCCCCAUCUUUAACAGUUGUGCAAUAUUCUUGUUCUAAACCUGUUAACCAUUGCCAAGGACCCUAGUGUGAAACAAACAGCAGUGAUUUCUAUUUCUUACAUAGAAUCAUCCACUAAGUAGGAUGUGAAAGGCAGAGGCACUUUAGUUCAAAUGUCUUCAGCAAUAAUACCUUACAUUUAUAUGUUGUGUUAUAAUGUUUACUAUGUUCUCACAGAAACCCUCAAAAGUGGGAAGAUGAGGCUCAGAGAGGCUGUGACUAGCUCUAUGUCACACAGCUCAUUAGUGAGAGAAUUGGGACUGGAAUCUAGCCAGGUUUUACAAUACCCAGACCAGACAGAGAAACAAUAGAAAAAGAAUGUGAAGGAGUCAACUUAAAGAAACAAGAUACUUGAAAUGAUUAAAGUGCAAGAGAGUAUACAAACAUAUAUCUUAUGGUGCUGAUUUUAACUAAAACUAAUUCACAAAGGAAAGAGUGGAAUGAGUUCCAUUAAUAGGGAAAGGCUUCAUGGAGAUGCAACUUGAUGUGGGCCUUGAGAAUGAGCAGGAUUGAGAUGGGGGGAGAUACAUAGGCCAGUGGCUGUAAGACUGCAGGCAACAGGGCUGUGUUUGUGAGCCGCUCGCCAAAAGCGCCUAGGGAGAGAAAAAUGUUUGCAUUAGAGUUUCCUGAGCUGUGGCAGUAUCUACAUUCUAGCUGAGGGUGUUCUCUAGUUUCCAGGCUCAACUCCUUUUCUGAACUUCUAAUACCCCAUGUGUUUGUUCUUAUUCAUGGACUCCUAUGGCUGACUCACUCCUCAUCCGUGACAACAAAUUGCAUGGCCUAGCAUGGAUCCUACACAACCCCAUGUUUAUCUCUGCCUAGCUUCUACAAAACACCAGAUGAGACAAGUGGAGGAAGGGAAUGCCAGGCAAAGAAAAUAGCACAAAGUCCAUAAUAUAGCAGUUAAUGUGGUAUGGGAUGGGCAGAAAAGUAGGCUGACCUAAUUAAGAUACACAGGUGUCUCUGGAAGCUACUUGACUAGCUGUGUGACCCUGAACAAGUCAACUUGGAUUGUAACAGUUUCUAUUUUCUCAUCUGUAAAAUGGGGAUAACUUCACAUUAACCUUAUAUGGCUGUUGUUCCUGAUAUGGUGCUGACCCACAGUAGGUACUAUAAUGGUAGCUAUUUGUAUGAGUGUGUAAAUGUGAUACAGCUCAGCUGUGUAGUCUUUGAGCUCCCAGAUUUUCCUGCUGUGUAGUCAGUGUUAACUGUGCAUUUGCACUAAAUGUGUGUGCUGGAGACAGUAUAUCUAGUGGGGGAAGAGACACAUAGUGGGAAGUUACUGCCCGCUAGAGGUCUAGCUGCUCCAUGUCCUCGUCCAUCAUCAUAUGUUGUUCCUUGCUGCCCUGGGAGAUGGUAACUUUCGGUCCAGAGACUACAUCUGGCCUGAGAUGGUCAAAACAGCACUUUGUUUCCAGUUUUCUUAAGUUAUUUCCUUUUAGUUAUUUAAAACUUAUUUAUUGACAAUUAUUAUGUGCCAGGUUUUGUGCUAAGUAUUGGCUUUACAGAGAUGAAUAUGCCUUUUCCUGUGCACAUCCCCCUCCAUCUUCUCUGACUGCCCUGGUCCCUCUGUCAGUCUGGUAAAAAUCUGAUAAAACUCAGUCACAGUAAGAACUCAGAAAUAUAAUGUUGAAUGAAAGAUUGCAGAACUCUGUGUGUGGGUCUUUGUGUGUGUGUCCCAUUUGUGUAUAAAAGGAUAAAUACACAUGUAUGUGUGUGUGUCCAGAAUAUGUGUGGAAGAAUAUAUACAGGAAAUUGCCAAUAGGAGUUAUCUCUGUUAAGAGGAAUUUGGCAAAGAGGGGCCAUUUUUAUCUAUAGCCCUUUGUUCUACUUGAUGUUUUUACCA
Prionailurus viverrinus (fishing cat) is the source of this 3873-nucleotide messenger RNA. Its product is annotated as ribonuclease inhibitor-like. The record is from RefSeq and is a predicted model, not a curated record. Gene Ontology annotation, molecular function: protein binding. Gene Ontology annotation, biological process: negative regulation of canonical NF-kappaB signal transduction; positive regulation of MHC class I biosynthetic process; negative regulation of inflammatory response. Lineage: Eukaryota; Metazoa; Chordata; Mammalia; Carnivora; Felidae. The transcript is spliced from 15 exons. The coding region runs from base 148 to 1941 and encodes 597 amino acids. Gene Ontology annotation, cellular component: cytoplasm.